Molecule: messenger RNA, 832 nt
Organism: Anopheles aquasalis
Lineage: Eukaryota; Metazoa; Arthropoda; Insecta; Diptera; Culicidae
Gene: EMC10
Product: ER membrane protein complex subunit 10
Cellular component (GO): EMC complex
Source: RefSeq, a predicted model, not a curated record
CUCAAUUUGGUGGUCGGCGAAAGGAAAAUUUCGCGCUCCAUCAUGAAUUUAUUAGUGAAAAUCGUUUUUCUGAUCACCUUCGGGGUACUCAACACGUUCCUUUACGUACAGGCCAACUCUCUAGAGUACGAUGGCUGGCUGAAUAUAGCUCUUUAUCACGCGUUGGACUACGACGAACCGACCAAGUUCACCCUCCGGGGUAACGUGACCAUCACGAACCGUAACACGGGUCUGGCAUCGGUCGCCCAGGAACCGCUCUCACUGCAGGAUCGCAACAAGCUGAAGCGUCUGGCACAGGAGAACCGUCUCUAUCGAUUGCAGGCGCACGUUACCGAUUCCGACGGUGUGACCACCUUCCUGACCUCCUCCAAAGCGUGCGCUCUGGCCAAAUCACAGCUCACGGAUGUGCUGUGGGUUUCCCUCGAUCAUACCGGCACGGUAACCGGUGUCACGCAAUCCGUCAGCAACGGUAACACAAACAACUGUCUCGACCUGACCGCCACCGACGUGGAUGUGCUUGAUGAGUUCAAUACCGACGUGUACGUGAAACACACCGAAUCCGCACCCAUUCCCGAUACGGCCAGCUUCAUCCAGAAGAUGGAACGCGAGCGAGAAGCCAGGGAACGCGGUGAAACGAAGGACAAUCGAAGCUUCUUCGCGAAAUAUUGGAUGUAUCUCGUGCCGGUGGUCAUUCUGUUACUCAUCUCUGCCACCAAUCCGGAAGCCGGACAGCAACGUUAGGGCUAAGGCGUAAGUGCCGUGACUGCCGAGCCGUAUUGUGAAACCAAAAAAACAAAAAAUAAAACGCCAACCUGGUUACUGGUUCACUAAA